GCCAGCCCGGGAAGACAUCCGAGCUGCCGGCAGCCGCGCUAGCGACUGCGGCCGAGGAGCCCCGCGCGGCGUGCCCGGGCUGCCCGCAGCGCUCUGCCCAGCCCGGCGUGCCCGGGCCCGCUCCAGGGCACGGGCUCGGGGCUGCCAGGGUGAUGUGAGCUGCGGCGGGCGCCCAGCGAGGCAGAGCUCAAGGGCAGAGCUGGGUUUCCCGGGGGGGGAGGCGGAGGCUGCCCGCAGGCAGUGCCCGCGCCCGGGGCAGCAGCUCAGCCCCAUGUCCAGAGGAGGGGAGGUGGUUUAUAUCCCCGAUGACUCCGACUUCAGCUCCUUCAGGGAUCAGUGCGAGAGCCUGGAGGGCUGGCACUGCCGGUAUAACAAGGCCGGCGUGACCGUGUGGAGUCAGGGCCAGGAGGAGAGCUGCACCGUGCAGAAAAUCAAGACCCGCAUCUCCUGCAAGGACGUCCCCGCCGAGACCCUCUACGACGUGCUGCACGACACCCGCUACCGCAGCAAGUGGGACUCCAACAUGAUCGAGACCUACGACAUCGGGCGCCUCACCGUCAACGCUGAUGUGGGAUACUACUCCUGGAAGUGCCCGAGCCCCCUGAAGAACCGGGAUUUCGUCACGCUGCGCUCCUGGCUGCCCCUGGGCAAUGACUACAUGAUCAUCAACUACAGCGUUAAGCACCCGAAAUACCCGCCCCGCAAGGAUUUCGUGAGGGCCGUGUCCCUGCAGACCGGGUACCUGAUCAAGGCCAACGGGGACGGUGCCUGCAUCCUCUAUUACCUCACCCAGGUGGACCCUCGCGGGUCGCUGCCGAAGUGGGUGGUGAACCGCGUGUCCCAGUUUGUGGCACCAAAGGCGAUGAAGAAGAUCUACAAGGCUGGGCUGAAGUACCCGGAGUGGAAGCGCCGGCACGACCCCGAGUACAAGCCCUGGGUGUACCCCGAGCAGAACACGCUGCCCAGCGUGAGCCUGGCCGAGCUCUCCGUGCAGCACGCGGAUUCCCUGGAAAACAUCGACGAGACCGGCCUGCCCGAGGAGCACCUGAGCACCAGUGACCACGAGGCCUGAGCCCUCUGCCCAGGGAAUGCCCUCACCACCGAGGCUUGGCACCCAGGGGCACAGCUGGGAAUUUGGCUCCCCGCUUCCCAAUAGUCACAUCUGCUCUCUGACUCCUUCAUCAUUGACCCC
Molecule: messenger RNA, 1192 nt
Organism: Lonchura striata (white-rumped munia)
Lineage: Eukaryota; Metazoa; Chordata; Aves; Passeriformes; Estrildidae
Product: START domain-containing protein 10
Molecular function (GO): lipid binding
Source: RefSeq, a predicted model, not a curated record